UAGUAUUUGCGUAAUUUCCGGUGUAUGGGACCAGACUGGUCUAUGAUUAUAACAUGUGUGAGAAGUGUACUUCAUAAUGUUACGCAACGUAGGCAAUUUUGGUUUAGGACAGGCUAUUCUGCGGUUGGACAUCCCAGUUGUUUUCACAGGAUCCCUGUCAUGCCUAGUGAAGUAAAGACUCGGUUCCUGUUGCUUUACGCUUCCCAGCGUGGGCAGGCGAAAUCAAUUGCUGAGGAAAUCUGUGAACAGGCAGGAGAGCAUGGAUUUGUCGCCGAUAUAUGCUGCCUGAGCCAAGUUGAUAGGUAUAACUUGGAGAGAGAAACGGCGCCUGUCGUUUUCGUCGUGUCAACCACUGGAGACGGGGAGCCUCCUGACACUGCCCUUACAUUUGUCAAAGGCAUUAAAACCAAGACUUUGCCAAGUGAUCACUAUGCACAUCUACGCUAUGCACUCCUAGCGUUGGGUGACACAAACUAUACCAAUUUCUGCAACUGUGGGAGAACUAUUGACAGCCGUCUUCAAGAACUUGGUGGAGAACAUUUCUAUGCAACAGGCCAUGCAGAUGAUGGUGUUGGAUUGGAGUUAGUGGUCGACCCUUGGAUUGAAGGGCUGUGGGAGGCAACAAAAAAAGUGCAAGCAGAAAUGUCUACCUCACAGGACAGACCUGAGUGUGGAAGUAUGCUUCAAAAUGCAGACACUGGAACAAAAAAGGAAAGCACAGAGGAUUCGGUGGCGGACUUGAAGAUCCAACUCUUAAGAAUCAGUGAAUCGCAGGAGAAGAGUCCUGAACCUGCAAAAGCAGUGUCUGAGGGCGAGGCUGUUGCCGUGGAGGCCUCUCUGACACAGUCACUGCCCCCUCUGUCAGAUUCUGCUCUUAAUGUUCCUUCGCUGCCUGCUCCAUACAUCCGUGUCCAGCUUCUGGAUAAAGCAGCAGAACAGAAAAACGAUCCAUGCCUUGAAGGAACAUUUCACCGAGUGACAGUUUCAAGAGCAUCUCAGCUCACUCGAGAGGAUGCCGUGAAAACAGCCCUGUUGCUUGAACUGGAUAUUUCAGAACAGCAGAUCGCUUAUGAGCCUGGAGAUUCAUUUGAAGUCCUCUGCCCAAACAAUUAUAACGAGGUGGAGGAGCUUUUACAAAGGAUGGGAUUGGAGGAGCAGAAGAACUGUAGUGUUCAGCUUCAGCUACGCACAGACACCAAGAAGAAGGCUGCUCAGAUUCCAUCUUACAUUCCAGAGAACUGCACGCUCCAACAUCUUAUGACCUGGUGUCUAGAGAUCAGGAGUGUCCCAAAAAAGGCGCUCCUCCGGGCCCUCGCGGACUGCGUGAGCGACACUGCCGAGAAGCGGCGCCUGCAGGAGCUGUGCAGCAAGCAGGGCUCCGCCGACUACAACCGCUUCGUCAGGGACCCCGGCAUCUGCCUGCUGGACCUCCUGCGCGCGUUCCCCUCCUGCUCGCCUCCUCUCAGCCUCCUCGUAGAGCAUUUGCCGAAACUGCAGCCGAGAUCUUACUCCGCGGCAAGCUCCAGCCUCCGUCACCCAGGGAAGCUGCACUUCGUGUUCAGCGUGGUGGAGUUCCCCGCGUGCCCCGAGCGCCCGGCCGGGAGGAGGGGCGUGUGCACCGGCUGGCUGGCGGAUCUGGUCUCCCCUGUCCUCCACGGGCCCCUGGGGGCGGCUGCUGGCUCCCCUGCCCCUCCCAAGGUGUCCAUCCACAUGCGCUCCAACGUCUCCUUCCGCCUGCCCUCGGACCCAGCGGUGCCCUUAAUCAUGGUGGGACCAGGCACUGGGGUGGCGCCCUUCAUCGGCUUCCUGCAGCACAGGGAGAAGCAAAGGCAAGAAGCCCCCGAUGCUGUAUUCGGAGAGACCUGGUUAUUUUUCGGCUGCCGUCACAAAGAUCGAGAGUUCCUCUUCAGGGAGGAGUUGGAGAGCUUCGUUGAAAAGGGCAUCCUGACGCACCUGCACGUUACUUUUUCCCGGGACUCCUCGGAAGGGACGGAAUCCGGGCCCAGAUAUGUCCAGCACAACCUGCUCCUCCAUGCCCAAAAUGUUGCCAACAUUCUGCUCAAACAAAAUGGCUGCCUUUACGUGUGUGGAGAUGCUAAGAACAUGGCAAAGGACGUGAACGAUACCUUGAUUGAGAUAGUGGAGAAAGAACUGCAGGUGGAUAAACUGGAGGCCAUGAAAACCCUUGCAGGACUGCGGGAGCAGAAGCGAUAUUUGCAGGAUAUAUGGAGCUGAUACGCAGAUGCAACGGAACACCGGGAAGUUUUUUUUUUUUUUUUUUAGCAUUUUGGAAAUGGAAUUCUCUUUUAAUGCUUAAAACUGUUUUGAAUUUGAAAGUAGAAAAUCCACUUUUUACUAACAAUGUCCACGGUGCUCUUUUAUGUCUAUCACUAAUUAUUGUCAGGGCACCAGUUUACGAGCAUUCCAGGAUCAACCAAAUUUUGUAUGGUUUUGUUGGGGCCCUGCCAAGUAAUUAAAUAUUUCCCAUACCUCCAAGUAAGAUGGUGCUUCUGCCAUUUGGCUUCUGUUAUUGUUUGGGAUGCGUCCUUAAAUGUCUCUGUUUUGGCAUAUGAAGUUAUGCUUCUGAGUAAAGGAAGAAAGUGAUCUGUUGAUUAAUAUAUGAAUCUCAAGUAACUCACCAGUGACACAAAGAGAAGGAAAAAUAUUGAUGGUAGGAAAAGUCAUCUCUAUCCAUGUACAGGCUCUGGCUAAAUUCAAUUGAGAAGAUUCAUACAAAAUAUAUCAUGUAUUCACUCUCUGUGCCUCUGACAGCAUAAAAGAUUGUGUGGGUUUCAUAAAUCUACUUUCAAAAGCAA
Molecule: messenger RNA, 2816 nt
Organism: Anguilla anguilla (European eel)
Lineage: Eukaryota; Metazoa; Chordata; Actinopteri; Anguilliformes; Anguillidae
Gene: mtrr
Product: 5-methyltetrahydrofolate-homocysteine methyltransferase reductase
Exons: 15
Coding region: 25-2235 (736 amino acids)
Biological process (GO): homocysteine metabolic process
Cellular component (GO): cytosol
Molecular function (GO): FMN binding; flavin adenine dinucleotide binding; [methionine synthase] reductase (NADPH) activity
Source: RefSeq, a predicted model, not a curated record